AUGACGGCUCGGAAUGACGACGGUGAUGGACUAUCCCUCGGGCUCUCCACGAGGAACGACGCAUGGCGAAACCGUGUCGAUUGGGAAGCCACGUUGCCGACCAAGGAAGAGCUAGUUCCUCUUAAUCAACGCCUUAUUACUCCUAUGCUCGCCGCGGCGUUCAGUAUUAAGGAGUCAAUGUACAACGUUACGGAACAAGAUGUUGAACGUGCUGCUCAGGCCACGUUGAACAACAUAUUGCAACACCCGAGAUUAACGACACGACCCGAAAUCGUUCCUCCCAGCUUGAAUCACCCUCAGUUUCAGUCUCUUCACACUGGAGCCUCCCGCGCCGCCGCUCCGUCCAAUCACCCUCCUCCUGCAGACGCGUCUCCUUUCGCAAACGUUCCUUCGCGACCGUCGCACGACCAGGAGCACCCGGAACGCGGGCGGGAUGAGCGGAGCCGGCAGGAUCAUUUUGACCCCGCUGACCGUUUCGUUGACGAUGACCGCGCGUCUCAAGGGGACCGCGCACCUGCGCUCCACCGCGCGCCUCCAGGGGACCGCGCGCCAGUGUCGCGUGCAGAGCAGGAGAGGCAAGAGCAGCAACGCGAGCACUUGCAUGGGAGGCAGCAGCAGCAGAGGGAGCAGCAGAGGGAUCAGGAACGGGAGCAGGGUUACCAGAGGCAAGAGUCUGAAAGAGAGCGGCAGCAGCAGGAGAGGCAGCAGCGGCAGCAGGAGCAGCGCGAGCAAUUUUCCGCGUCAGCUGGAGCGGAAGCGAUGCGUGGGGAGGGGGACAAGCGGGCGGCCGCUGCGCUGUUCCCCGGCUAUCAGGGGGCCCCCCGCGACGGGGAGCCCAGGCGCGCGGAUUUUGACGGACGGAGGUUCUAUAACGAAGCUGAUCGCAAGCUUUCUAACGAGGAUGGGCAGGAUAGGUCUCAAGCGCGGUUGCCAUACAACGACGGCCGGCUCGGCAAUACCAAUGCUAGUCCGCAUCAGUCCGUACCCAAUGAUCCCGACCGUUCGAACGCCCGAUUUGGCACAGGCGGACUACGAGGCGCUACUGCUGACGUGGACGCCAGGUUCGGAGGGUGGAGACAUGAUGGGGGUGGCUCGGAAGCAGGCUCGGAUGGAGGCUCGGGUGGUGCUGGAAGAGGGUCUUUGGGGGAAGGGUUGAGGCGCCCUGGUGAUGGGACGGAUAAUGCGCAAAAGGGGCGAAAUGGGGGAAAUAACCCUAGAAAUUUGACAGCUCCUGUAAGGCGCGUGUCGGAAAAUGGGCCUGAAUUUUCGGGAGAUGGAGGUCAGGGUCGUCGGGAGGAGAGUGAGGGAGUGAGAGAGAGGGGGAGAGAGAGGGGGUGGGAGCGAGAGAGGAAGAGGGAAAGCCAAAGGGAACGAGAGAGAGGAAGCGAGGAGGAAGACGACGAGAGGAGGGAGAGGGAUUGGCAGCGAGAGAGGGGUGGAGAGAGGUCAAGAGAGGUGGAAAGGCGGCGGCAGCAUCAGAGGGAAGGAGGGGGGGGAAGCCAGAGGGACGGAGGGGGGGGGAUGAGCAGGGGAGGUGUGAGCGAUAGCGUUGGGAACGGGAAGGGGUUGAGUAUGGACGAGGGGGAGGGGAGGAAUGGGAGCCUAAGGAGUGGCAAUGCGAAGGAGAGGAUGCAGGAGCAGCGGCAGCAGGAGGAGCAGCAGGAGGGUGGGGGGAAGAGGGCGCGGAAAGGGAAGGAGUCGUCACCUGAGCCAGACGAAGAUUCAGGUAAUCAAGAGGGCAAUAGCAGCGACGGGCAGCCACGCACUCUUAAGCGCCCUCGCCUCGUCUGGACCCCACAGCUGCACAAGCGGUUUGUGGACGCGGUGUCGCAUCUGGGCAUCAAGAACGCCGUUCCCAAAACCAUCAUGCAGUUGAUGAACGUUGAAGGGCUGACCAGGGAGAAUGUGGCAUCACAUCUGCAGAAGUAUCGGCUCUACCUUAAGCGGAUGCAGGUGAGAUGUAGAGAGAUGGAGAGAUAUGGGAUGAGAUAG
Closterium sp. Yama58-4 is the source of this 1992-nucleotide messenger RNA. Lineage: Eukaryota; Viridiplantae; Streptophyta; Zygnematophyceae; Desmidiales; Closteriaceae. The record is from the annotation of a GenBank genome assembly.